AACCAUAGUCAUAGUGCCGGGUUCUCCAAAUUCGACCUAAAUUUGCAGUUUUGCAUAUAAGAGCGUAUCAUAUUGCAGGGUUUAGGGCUCUGCAAUCCAGAAGUCGCUUGAAUCCUCCCACAAAAUUGUUCAUACCGACCUAAUUUAGUCAAAAUGCAGAUUGAUGGGUGUGAUUGACUUAUACAAUGGUUCAUCUCUUUGCAUGGUCAAAUCCAGCAACGGUUUUUGCUUUUCGUCAUCAUUGAAAACAAGAACUUGUGACUUUUCAAGGAAUCAGAGGAAGUUGAAUUGCAUGGCCUCUAUUAGCGCAACGGUCAAAGAGGGAAGACAACAAUUGACUGGGGAUUCCUUCAUCAGACAUCAUCUUAGAGAAUUGUCCCCAUAUCAAUCCAUAUUGCCCUUCGAGGUUUUGUCAACUCGUCUUGGUAGGAAGCCUGAGGAGAUUGUAAAAUUAGAUGCAAAUGAGAAUCCGUAUGGUCCACCUCCAGAGGUUUUCGAGGCAUUAGGAGCAAUGAAAUUUCCUUAUAUUUAUCCGGACCCUGAAAGUCGUAGACUGCGUGCUGCCCUUGCUGAGGAUUCUGGGCUUGAAUCUGAGUAUAUCCUUGUAGGCUGUGGGGCUGAUGAGCUAAUUGAUCUCAUUAUGCGGUGUGUGCUUGAUCCAGGUGACAGUAUUGUAGACUGUCCUCCAACCUUUACAAUGUAUGAAUUUGAUGCAGCUGUUAAUUGUGCACGUGUUAUAAAAGUACCUCGGAAGACAGACUUUAGCUUGGAUGUAGAAAAGAUUGCUGAAGCUGUUGAGCAUCAGAAACCAAAGAUCAUUUUUCUAACUUCUCCCAAUAAUCCUGAUGGGAGUUAUUUGCUUAAUCUAUUGGUUCCAUUGUCCUGUUUCUCCUCCUCCAUCACCAUGCCUGAUAACACUGAUGCUCACGUUACCACUCGUCUCCAAUCUCUCCAUAAUAGAAUGAAUACUCAGGAGGGGAAAAUGGACCAGAUCUCAACACAAAUGCAGGAUUUGACUGUCUUUUUCUCAUCCUUGAAGGAGCUCAUGGAGAAAAUGCUGCAGACUUCUCUCAACCGUCCUGUUGAAGAAGGUGCUUCUUUCGGUACCUUCCUCCGCUCUGGCCUCUCCAAUCCCCUUUUCCAACCCAUAGAUGAUUAG
Messenger RNA from Lactuca virosa, 1159 nucleotides. The record is from the annotation of a GenBank genome assembly. NCBI's taxonomy places the organism in Eukaryota, Viridiplantae, Streptophyta, Magnoliopsida, Asterales, Asteraceae.